Carassius gibelio (silver crucian carp) is the source of this 1967-nucleotide messenger RNA. RefSeq names its product 12-(S)-hydroxy-5,8,10,14-eicosatetraenoic acid receptor-like. NCBI's taxonomy places the organism in Eukaryota, Metazoa, Chordata, Actinopteri, Cypriniformes, Cyprinidae. Gene Ontology annotation, cellular component: membrane. The record is from RefSeq and is a predicted model, not a curated record. Gene Ontology annotation, biological process: G protein-coupled receptor signaling pathway. The coding region runs from base 726 to 1700 and encodes 324 amino acids. Gene Ontology annotation, molecular function: G protein-coupled receptor activity. The transcript is spliced from 2 exons.
AAAUCAUAAUCUUUUUGCAAAACCUGAUUGGAGUAUCUGGUUGCUCUUGUCCCUUGCCAUGAGUGGUGUCUUCUAAAGUAACUUUGACUUUUGGGAACUCCACUGUGAGGAGCUUAGAAGCAGAAGGUUGUCUAAAGUCACUGUCGGUCCCCCUUUCCGUUUUUCAUAGAUCCUUCUAAGCUUUUAAAUUCAGAAUCGCUGCUAAAGCUCGAAGAACUGGAUGUAGCAGUAGAAGAGUGAUGAGGUAAUGGGUGAGUUGGGAUUGACUUCUUUAGACAGAUCACCCCUCUGGCAGUGUAAAUGGUAAAUUGCAUUAAGAUGAUUUAUCUUAGAGAUUUUGACAAAGUGGUCUUUUUUUUUUUUUUUUAAAGCCAACACUUUCUUACCUUUGUGCCAGAGCAAAUCCACUUGGGCCUGCUUCCAUUGGUUUUACCAUAAUUCCUCAAGACUUUUUGGUAUCUCUUUCUGAUGAGAUUCAGUGGGACGUAUCGUCUGCUGACAGCUUCAUUUGUGGACUAACAGAGCAUCUCCUCUGGAGUUUUUCAGUUCGUGACACCAGGCGUUUAUUGUAGCUCCUCACCAGGUAGAGACUUGAAUGUUCGGAAGAGGAGUUGCUUUGCCUUCAGGUCUGAGCAGCUUUAAAAUGCUCUGCUUUGGCAGAACAGACGUUCACAGCUGUGUCGUCUACUUACAUUAGAAAUCGCUUUGGACCCAGGAAUCAAAAUAUGGAGAAUAUGAACUCCACCAUGGUGCCAACACCAGACACCAUCGACAAAGACUGUCAGGAGAACGUUGACCAAAAUCGAGUGCUGUACAUUUUCUACUCUUCUGUAGUAGUGGUGCAGUUUAUCUUGGGUUUCCUGCUGAACAUUACUGUUAUCCAUCUCUUCAUCUUCAAGCUCAAGUUCUGGAAAUCUAAGACCAUUGACAUUUUCCUGUUCAAUCUGGUCCUGGCUGACAUUUUGUUGCUGAUUGGAUUGCCCGUAAAGGCAUACAACUUUCAGCAAUGCAGUGAACAGAAAGUAGUGUGCAAAGUACAGCUCUUUCUGCAGUUUAUCAACCGAGGAGCCAGCAUUGCCUUCCUGACGAUCAUCUCCAUUUAUCGAUAUUAUAGCGUGGUCCAUCCUGGGAGGAGGAAAGUUCAGAGUAUUUUGAAACGAUCGCCUCAGAUUUCUGUAUUCAUCUGGGUGCUGCUGGGAAUUUUGACCAUUCCGGCCAUGUGUCAAAGUUUUAUCAGAUGCAACAGCAGUGAAAAAGAUGAGAAACUGACCGCCAUUGUUAUAUUGAGGGAAAUUGUGUUUUUUACUCAGAUUUUCAUCCCCUUUUUUGUUCUUGUGUACUGCUCCAUACGGAUUAUCAAAAGACUCCAACAGAAGUCAGUGGGCGACAAGACUAAACUCUGGAGAGCGAUGUUCCUCGUCACUUCAGUGGUUUUCGUCUUUGCUGUCUGCUUCUUGCCAUAUGCCUUUACAAGAGCAGUGCAACUAAAGAUCAGUGGACUUGUGAUGAAAGAGGAAAAAGUUACUGUUGUUAAACUGUUUGACGGGCUUCUUUGUCUCUCUUAUCUGAACUGUCUGCUGGAUCCGAUCCUGUACUGCCUCAGCAGCAGUAAAUUUAAGAAGCUGUAUAUAUCAAUGUAUCUUCCCUUCCUGCUGGAGAAGGAGAAACCAGAAAGUUCAGAAGAUACUGCAGAUGACUGAUCCAAGUAAAAAAGAAUAUGCUUUGAAAAGGAUGUUGGGAGAAUUUCAGUCAGUUUCUUGCAAUUGCAUUUUUUUCUAAAACAUUUUGAACAGUAAAUGGGUAGUCGUCACAUUGAGUAUCAUGUCUAAGAUUUAUUUGUUUUUAAAAUGUGUUUAAAAAAAAAUAAGAGUCUGGAUUUUAUGUUACAAUUUUUUAGGAAUGUAUAAAUUGCAGAAAUGUAUGCCUUUAGGCACUGUGACCAUUAUAAAGCACAUUUGUUUUCUGCA